AGAUACUGCCUUUCGUGGCGGUGAUCUUUGCUAUCUCCCUUCUUACCGCGCUAAACCCCAUCCUCGCUGUGCUUUUCCUGAUAGCUGUCUUCAUUACCGGGCUAUAGCCAUACUCUUUCUAUUCGUAAUAAUGAUGCUCGAUAUCAAGCUAGCUGAAUUAAGCUCUUCAGGAGAAGAGGCCAGCAAAGUAUAUCCUGUUGCAUUUCUUAUCGGCACGCCGUUCCUUUGGACCCUCACUGGCUCACCAUUAUUUAGAGGUGACACUCUUUAUAGUUGGUUUGACCUAACCACCCUAGGCAUUGCUCACAUCUCUGAUCCUUCAGCCCUCCAAUGGACUAAUCUCUUUGCGGCCUUCUCUAAUAUUAAUUCAUUAGGCGCCCAAUUAUAUUAUGCCUUGACAAAACUAGCGGAAGUAAGAUCAAAAACUCACUCAAAUGUUCUUUUCUCUGAUAUUGUACCUGAUAGGUAUGAUGGGUUUCAUAGUAAACCGCAAAAAUCUGGUUCUCAUGGUUUCGGUAUCUACGUAAUCGCGGUUGCGGCAGCUGAAAGUGCUAUAGGCUUAGCUAUCAUAGUCGCCUUCUACAGACUCCGGGGUUCUAUAGCAAUUAGCAACCCCAAAAGGGGCAUAAUCUGCUCAUCAUGUUAUCGUGGCCAUCUUCAAAAUACUUGGGAUGAUGGGUUAGUGUUGGCUUGGCUCUUGCUCCUUUUUCUUGGUCCUUAUGGAGCAAUGGUUGGUGCUACCGUGGCUAGUAUGGGGACUAGUUAUGUUAUGGAGGAGAACAGCGUUAAUGUAACAAAAUAUCAAGCAGAAGUUGUAUCAGAAAAGUUGAGUAUUGCGAUAGGCACUA
This is a messenger RNA of Funneliformis geosporum, 848 nucleotides long. NCBI's taxonomy places the organism in Eukaryota, Fungi, Glomeromycota, Glomeromycetes, Glomerales, Glomeraceae. The record is from the annotation of a GenBank genome assembly.